CACCUGUGGAAUCCUCUCAAGACGAACAGUCAUUGUUGUGUGAAGGUUCAAAUUCAGCUGUUAGCAUGGAACUUUCAGAACCUGUUGAAAAUGGAGAGACAGAAAUGUCCCCAGAAGAAUCAUGGGAACACAAAGACGAAAUAAGUGAAGCAGAGCCAGGAGGUGGUUCCUUGGGAGAUGGAAGGCCACCAGAGGAAAGUGCCCAAGAAAUGAUGGAGGAGGAAGAGGAAUUACCAAAACCUAAAUCUGUGGUUGCACCUCCAGGUGCUCCCAAAAAAGAACAUGUAAAUGUAGUAUUCAUUGGACAUGUAGAUGCUGGCAAGUCUACCAUUGGAGGACAAAUAAUGUAUUUGACUGGAAUGGUUGAUAAAAGGACACUUGAGAAAUAUGAAAGAGAAGCUAAAGAAAAAAACAGAGAAACCUGGUACUUGUCUUGGGCCUUAGACACAAAUCAGGAAGAACGAGACAAGGGUAAAACAGUGGAAGUGGGUCGUGCCUAUUUUGAAACUGAAAAGAAGCACUUCACAAUUCUAGAUGCCCCUGGCCACAAGAGUUUUGUCCCAAAUAUGAUUGGUGGUGCCUCUCAAGCAGAUUUGGCUGUGCUGGUAAUUUCAGCUAGGAAAGGAGAGUUUGAAACUGGAUUUGAAAAAGGAGGACAGACAAGAGAACAUGCAAUGUUGGCAAAGACAGCAGGUGUAAAACAUUUAAUUGUGCUUAUUAAUAAGAUGGAUGAUCCAACAGUAAAUUGGAGCAAUGAGAGAUAUGAAGAAUGUAAAGAGAAACUAAUGCCAUUUUUGAAAAAAGUUGACUUUAAUCCCAAAAAGGACAUUAACUUUAUGCCCUGUUCAGGACUGACUGGAGCAAAUCUCAAAGAGCAAUCAGAUUUCUGUCCCUGGUACAUUGGAUUACCGUUUAUUCCAUAUCUGGAUAAUUUGCCAAACUUCAAUAGAUCAGUUGAUGGACCAAUCAGGUUGCCAAUUGUGGAUAAGUACAAGGAUAUGGGAACUGUGGUCCUAGGAAAGCUGGAAUCGGGAUCUAUUAGUAAAGGCCAGCAGCUUGUGAUGAUGCCAAACAAGCACAAUGUGGAAGUUCUUGGGAUACUUUCUGAUGAUGUAGAAACUGAUUCUGUAGCUCCAGGUGAAAAUCUCAAAAUCAGACUGAAAGGAAUUGAAGAAGAAGAGAUUCUUCCAGGAUUCAUACUUUGUGAUCCUAAUAAUCUUUGUCAUUCUGGUCGCACAUUUGAUGCCCAGAUAGUGAUUAUAGAGCACAAAUCCAUCAUCUGCCCAAAGUAUAAUGCGGUGCUGCAUAUUCACACCUGUAUUGAGGAAGUCGAAAUAACAGCCUUAAUCUGCUUGGUAGACAAAAAAUCAGGAGAAAAAAGUAAGACUCGACCUCGAUUUGUGAAACAAGAUCAAGUAUGCAUUGCUCGUUUAAGGACAGCAGGAACCAUCUGCCUUGAGACUUUUAAAGAUUUCCCUCAGAUGGGUCGUUUUACCUUAAGAGAUGAGGGUAAGACCAUUGCAAUUGGAAAAGUUCUGAAACUGGUUCCAGAGAAAGACUAAGCAUUUUCUUGAUGACCCUGCACAAAAUACUGUGAGGAAAAUUGACUGCAAAGCCUACUUCACACCGCCUUCUCUUAUUUUCUGCCCAUUGAUAACUCUCCCCAUAUUUUGCAAAAAGAAAAUUCACAGCAAAAGUCCACAUUAUGUCAGCUUUCUCAUAUUGAGAGCUCUGCUAUGCCACUGUUGAAUUUUUCCCAAGAUUUCCCUACCCUUUCAAACUCUGCUCUUGGACAGAUUUGGCAAUAGCUUUGUAAGUGAUGUGGACAUAAUUGCCUACAAUAAUGAAAAUCUACAGAAAAUUUUUUAUUUUUCAUUUUUCCCUUAGGCAUAUUGAGUCUAUUUCCCCCCAGGCAGAUCAUUCUGAGUGUGCGAGUGUGUGUGCACAUGUUAAAAAGACAACUACCAUGUUAAUAAAAUAUUCAAUUUGAAACCCUUUUCGGUAUUUGAAUUGCUUUUGAAUAAUGUUUUUUAUCUGGAUGUAACAUUGUUGCAUUAGCUUUUUAACUUUCCCAAGUAAGUGAAUACAUUUUAUUACUUGGGCUUUUCUAAACUCUUCCCUACCCACUACUUCAAAUGAGGCAUUUACAAUGUUCAAGUUUAUAUUAAAGGAAAGAAUUAGUUCGUCCCCUCUUUUGAUGGUGAGUGCAUACAUACAAACUAAAUUCCUUUAUGCAACAGUGACACCACUUUACUAGGCCUGUCAGUUAUUUUCUGCCAAUUUAUAUUUUCACAUGGUUUCUUAAACAGUAAGCUGUUUAAAAAGAACAGCAUACUGUAGUUUUUAUAAGUAAAAUUUAAUGAAAUUGUACCCCUCCAGAAAAUUCUAUUAACUCGUUAAAUUAGUGGAAUUAAUAAUAAAGCAUGUUGAGACCUGGCAAAAAUGCCUCCUUAGUAUUUAUAAGAGCUGCAUGCAUCUAGUAUGAAAACCAUAUUAAUUGCAAGUGCCAGUCCUACAAGAUACUCAGUUUACUCUAUAUCAGUUAACUUUAAAGGUUGGAUGAUCCUUGCUGGGAAAGCUGAAUCUCAGUCCAGCGACUAAACCAACACACAUUAGAAUCAUCAGAACCUACACAGACAAAAAUGAACCAUGACGAUAAGUAGAAUCAAGCACAGUAUAAGUUCUUUCUCAAUUAUUUGAAAUCAACUUUUCUUAAGUAUAAAGCUAAAAUUUGCUAACCAUGAUUUGAGUGAACCACAAUGUAACACUAUGGUGUUUUUAGAUUGAAGACUGACUACUGUAAUUAUCAUGACUUUGAAAUCUUUCAUGAGAAUAAAUGGGAAAUGAAAGACAAUUUCUGUGUUUAAAGUCCCCUUGAUGUUAAGUGUUGCCAUCUAUCAAAGGAUUAACUUCUUUUAGAUAGUGAUUUAUUUCUGAGAUACUUCAUAAUUGUACAUUUAAUGACAAGUCUCUCCUGUAAUCUUGCUCCUCAGAAAAGAAAAGCCUAGUCAAACUAUAUUUCUGUAUUUUCACCCACUAAAACCAUUAAGACAUAAUCUGAUAGCUUUCGUAUCUGUGGAAUUCCCAUUCCUUUCCUAAAUGAGGCUAGGUCUCAUGGAAAGAGCAAAGUUAUCAUCUUAAACGUUCUUAUAACUAUACUUAUGGUUAUUAACCACAUGACAAAUAAAUUUUAUUAUGUCUACAAAUCUCUGGCUUUUAUUUUUCUAGGAAGUAUAGGAAUGUUAAUUAAAACAUGAUAGUUCUUUUUGAACUUCCAUGUUAAUAAAAACAUACUAGCAAUUGUUUGAACUUUAACGACUCUUUAAAGUUCAAGAAUCACUAAAAUUAUAAGAUUUUCCUUUUUAAAUUGAACACAUUUUUUAAAAAGUUAUGUUUGCUAUUAAAAUAUUUACACUGUUGAGACCAUUUAUGUGCAUGUUGCCAAGUCGCUUAAAUAAAAAUGACUUGGAUAUCAGCUGCAAAAGGGCUACCUCUAAAAAAAAAACAACAUAAUUAAAAUACAAAUGUAACUAUAAAAAAAUUUCUUGGAAUCUUCCACAUUUGCAAGAUUAAAUUAGAUAUAUAUUUUUUUAAUUUCACCGUUAAGAUCAUAACAUUUUAGGGGCUUUGAAAGUCUUUGGGAAGUAUUACCACUUAAAGUUGAUGCAUUCUAAACUGGUUACACUGGCUAGUCAUUUGCAUAAGGAAAGAGUCUGA
Tupaia belangeri chinensis (Chinese tree shrew) is the source of this 3717-nucleotide messenger RNA. It is a transcript of the gene GSPT1, whose product is annotated as G1 to S phase transition 1. Gene Ontology annotation, molecular function: GTP binding; GTPase activity. NCBI's taxonomy places the organism in Eukaryota, Metazoa, Chordata, Mammalia, Scandentia, Tupaiidae. The record is from RefSeq and is a predicted model, not a curated record.